AGAGGCUGCAUGAGAGCACAGGAGGAGGCAUCGCACGGGCAGGAGGAGCAGGGACAUGUCUUACAAGCGUGGUGCCAGCCUCGGCUUCCUCCUCAUCCUCAUCUUCUGCCAGGAACAAGUCAGGGGCAAACCAAUGUCCAGCCUGCAGAGUUUGUCCAGAUUACUGGAGGACAAUUUUGAGCGAUCCUAUGGUUCUGAGGAAUCUGACCAUGAGAGGGGGGAAAUGGUACCGACCGACUCCCUGGACCAGCCGGACCCCCUCAGUCAGUGGGACGGGAAUCGGGUGGAUAAACUGGAAGGUCCCCACCUAAGUGGCAUGACCCUGCGAGAGAUCCUGGACGACCCUGCGGGGACACAGAGGAGAUAUAGACAGAGGAGCAAAAAGGCGUUUUCCAGGGGCUGCUUUGGGGUGAAGCUGGACAGGAUCGGAUCAUUCAGUGGCUUGGGCUGCUAGUCAC
Molecule: messenger RNA, 458 nt
Organism: Pseudophryne corroboree (corroboree frog)
Lineage: Eukaryota; Metazoa; Chordata; Amphibia; Anura; Myobatrachidae
Product: C-type natriuretic peptide 1-like
Exons: 2
Coding region: 56-454 (132 amino acids)
Biological process (GO): cGMP biosynthetic process; receptor guanylyl cyclase signaling pathway
Cellular component (GO): extracellular region
Molecular function (GO): hormone activity
Source: RefSeq, a predicted model, not a curated record